CACUCACUACAACGACGGCAACAUUCGUCUUCUUCCUACUGUACAAACGUCUUUCUCAUCUGAUCUUGCUUCGCCGUACCAGAGGCAAUGCGUCCAGCGUUCCCUUCGAGUGCCAACACUAGGAUAACACCUACUGACUAGGAUAGCGAGUCAACACCCAACCCGCAUCUCACGGCCUCGGCCGCCACGCACAAAACCAUGCAUCAGUCUUUCACAGGCAGUGCCCGUAAGGCUAGGCAAGUCAACCUAUCUGGUCGGAACGCCUCAAAUCCAUGGGCCGCAUUGGCAAAACCAGGUCAAACCAGUGCCUCAGCCACCGUCGCCCAGGCUCAGGCCGAUCGAUUGAAGAGACAACAAGAAAGAGACAGGCUGACCGCCACAAGAAGGAUACAGAAUGUCUGGAGAGGUCAUUCGGCUCGGCGGAAACAGAAAGCAUACUGGAGACAUAUGUGGGAUGAAAAUGAGGCACAACGGUGCGGAUCGUCACAGAGACUAGAUUACCGCAGAUUGAUCGAUGCGGUGGACGACAUUACUCGUUAUCGAGAUUCGGCACAACUCCUAUACCAGACAAGACUGCUUCUUCGAUUUCAAGAGUUUAGGAGGGACAGAGUAAGAGAUGAGACAGACACACUGCGGUUGAUCUACUUUGGCGAGGCUUUACGACAUACCAUUCCUCCAUCAGCACAAGGUGACCUUGACAACACUUGGAGGUCGACCCUGUUAAGAAUGGGUAUCGUCGUUGCUCGCCAUUUGAAGAGUGUGCUAAGGCAUGAGUCGGAACAGACCAGGACAUCGCAAGCAUCUCGGUUACUGGACAUGAUCGGACUACUUUGUGGACUUCUGCCCGAUGAGAUGACGAGCAAUGCGGAGAUUUUCUUUGAUGCAAUAGAAACUGUUCUAAUCUCGCAAAGAGGAGCUGUAUCGCGACAGUGCGCUACGGCUAUCGUGGCCCUACUUACGUCGUCCAGUUCUCACAAGCGGUCAGUGUACCUUGCAUUCGCCACGAGAGUGUUAGGUCAGGAUGCAUUUGCUGGUGACAGGAGUCUUCUGGACCACCUUGCCAUGGCCUUGGAUUUCGACGAACUGGCAUCAGCAAUGUCUACUGAGGUGGAAGAUCUCACCGCAGGCACCAGAGAAGCAAACACCACCCACUUGCUGUGGCAAUUAGCUCAUCUCAUAUACAUCCACGACUCUCUGCGAACGGGCGAUGCCAGUCAAACCACCUACAUCGAAGCGGUAUCAGCACUUUUAGGGCAAGGUGCGAAUGAGGUUGCGCAGAGCCUGGAUCCUGCCGAUCAACCUAUGUUUGAAGAUGGCCGCAGUACCGCCAAACCAUUUCCACCAUUUGUGAGAGAAAUGAUAUUGAGACUACCUCGACAAGAGAAUGUCCGCGACGUCCUCAAGGAGAUGGGCGCUAACAAGCAGUCGCAAGAGGGAUCUGAGUUCGACUCCGCUAAACGAUUAGCGAACUAUGCUGUGGCGCUGUUACGAGCAUUCCCGUCCCGAGCACAGAACAUUCGGAUGUCCCUGUAUCAGGGCUCUGUACGGUCUUUGCAAGAUACCGAUAUGUCGACUAUUCAGUACUUUUGGCAAACGGCACGAACAACAGCCGUCUUGAAGAAAGCUACAAACAACUACAGAAGCGUCUUGUCGCUGUUGCGCGAAGCCGCUCCAGAAACGAAUCAAAUUGGACAGGCUCCUGUCUCGAAGGCAGAGAUCUCUCUUUGGCGAGACGAAUGGCGGAUAAUUCUGCUUUUGCUGGAGCUCUACACUUUUGUCCUCAAAUUCAUGGAUGAUGACGAUUUCUUUGCAUUAGACAAGUCCCGCACAUUCGGCACGUCCAAUACUCCCAGCAGCAUCAUUUCAAGAAGAGGUGCACUUCCUCUGGAGGACGUCGCACUUAUGACCACAUUUCUUAAGAACCUAGCAUUCACUCUUUACUGGAAUGCGGCGGACUUGGUUGAAAGCAACGAGGUUGAGGAAGAGGCUAACCUGUCGGCUCUAUUUGGUGGCGCCGCUCCGCCAGCUACGAGAUCGGCCGAGAAGAAACAGCAGACAUUAACGGGUAAUGGUGUCUCCCAAGGCUAUCUCAAAGGCUUGGUCACUGGACUUCUACGCAUGCUACACGAAAGGGAUUCUAGACGUUCUUUUGUUCCUCCAGGCCAUUGGCUGAUGAGCGAUCAGAUCAACAUGUCUGGCUUCAUCCCAGCAGUAGUUGCAGAGGAAGAGAAGAGACAUCAACUGGGGGAUGAGGAUGAGACUGAAGAACAGCAAGACGACAUCGACAAGGCUACUGAAAUGGACAUGUCGGCAGGUUCAGGGGCGUCGGACGCUUUACUGAGCUCCAUGUUCGGUAUUCGUCCAUCGCAUAUGCCACGAUCCAGAGCAUCACGGCAGGCCGAUCGCCUGGAACGUCAGCGACAACAUGCUAGAAAGAAAAGACAACUCGAAUCACUUGCGCCACGGCUUGAGAUACUGCGCAAUCUGCCUUUCUUUAUUCCCUUCGAAACACGUGUACAGAUCUUCCGUGAGUUCAUCCACCAAGAUCAAGUGAGGAGACGAGAUGGUGCUAUCGAUCCGGAUCAAUGGAGAAUGUCCGUCGCAACCAUGACACAAGGACGCAGUGCAGACGGUCGACCUAGGGGGCUCGAUAUCAUAAGUCGACACCAUGCCGAAAUUCACCGCGAGAAUGUAUUUGAAGAUGCAUAUGAUGCCUUUUUCCAGCUUGGUGAAGGACUGAAAGAACCGAUCCAGAUCACAUUCAUCGACAAGUUUGGCGCUCCUGAGGCCGGUAUCGAUGGUGGUGGCGUCACCAAAGAAUUUCUUAUGUGUGUGACUAGCGAGGCUUUUGAUCCUAACGCGAGCCUCAGCAUGUUCAAGGAGAAUCCUCAGCAUUCUUUGUACCCAAAUCCCCUGAUCUAUCAGGAGACAGCGGAGUACUUGAAACGAGUUGGCAGGAAGCCUGGCACAGACGGCUUUGACAAGCCUCUGACGGAGUUUCUUCGUCGCUUCCAAUUCCUGGGUCGAAUCGUGGGGAAAUGUCUGUAUGAAGGCAUCCUCAUCGACGUCACUUUUGCAGGAUUUUUCCUUCUCAAAUGGGCUCUGACUGGUGGUACGACAGUAGGCUCGAAUGAGUCGGCAUAUCAUGCAACCAUCAAUGAUGUUCGUGACUAUGAUGAAGAACUGUAUCAAGGCCUGUUGAAGUUAAAGAACUACCCCGGUGAUGUUGAGGCGGAUUUUGCUCUUGAUUUCACCGUUACAGACACCCUGAACAUCAUGGACGAAUAUGGCAAGGAGACGCCCCAUACAAUCACCACCGAACUGAUUCCAAAUGGCGCCAACACUCCAGUCACCAAUACAAAUCGGCCUCUCUACAUUGACCGUAUCGUGAGAUACAAGCUGCAACAACAGCCAAAAGCUGUGACUGAUGCUUUUCUCCAAGGUCUCGGUCAGAUUAUUCAGCCAAUGUGGCUUGCCAUGUUCAAUCAGAAAGAGCUGCAGAAACUCGUGGGAGGUGACAACACUGAGCUUGACAUUGCUGAUCUGAGGCGCAAUACCCAAUAUGGUGGUGUCUACAGUAUUGGUGAUGAUGGACUCGAACACCCUACGGUCCGGUUGUUUUGGAAAGCACUUCAGGAAAUGAGUGAUGACGAUAGGAGGAAAGUGCUCAAGUUUGUCACCAGCACCCCUCGUGCGCCUUUGCUAGGUUUCAGCCAUCUCAACCCCAAGUUCAGCAUUCGUGACUCGAGUGAUGAUCAAGAACGGCUUCCCAGCACGAGCACUUGUGUCAACCUUCUCAAGUUACCACGAUAUGGGGAUAUCAGGACGAUGAAAGAGAAACUUCUCUAUGCCGUUAAUGCAGGAGCAGGUUUCGACCUCUCAUAAAGCUUGUGCACACUGAACAUACGAUUUAUGAAAGUCGGCAUUGGGGCGUGCUUGAAUUGCCUCGUACAUAGAUUUCUCCAUUAGCGACUGCCACGGUUGUGCGAAGCGCAGAAUUGCGUUGAGGCAGGCCACCUCACAAUGCUAUGGCUGCCGACCAAACUGCUCGUUGUUGCGUCGACAGUGUCUCUGUUCCACUUACCAAUUUAGUCC
Molecule: messenger RNA, 4095 nt
Organism: Exophiala xenobiotica
Lineage: Eukaryota; Fungi; Ascomycota; Eurotiomycetes; Chaetothyriales; Herpotrichiellaceae
Exons: 1
Coding region: 199-3885 (1228 amino acids)
Biological process (GO): ubiquitin-dependent protein catabolic process; protein polyubiquitination
Molecular function (GO): ubiquitin protein ligase activity; protein binding
Source: RefSeq, a predicted model, not a curated record